Molecule: messenger RNA, 324 nt
Organism: Eruca vesicaria subsp. sativa (arugula)
Lineage: Eukaryota; Viridiplantae; Streptophyta; Magnoliopsida; Brassicales; Brassicaceae
Source: the annotation of a GenBank genome assembly
ACCUUUGUGGAUAUCACUUUUAAUGCUUUCGGUACACUCCAAAGAGAUGCUCCUCCGCUUCAGAUUUCACCUAACUACCCCGAUCCACCUCCGGCUACCGAUGAUCCCACCACCGCUUUUCCCUUUGAUGCUUUAGUUGCAGCUCUUCCGUUUUCAAACGGAGGUGAAGAAUCUCAGUUGCAAAGAAUUGCUGAACUCCAGGUGGAAAAUGAUGUUAUUUGCCAAGAUCUCCAAAAACGAUUAGAGGCUGCAAGUAAAAAUUUCCUGGCUAACUUUGCUCAUCUAAUGGAGCAAAAUCUAUCCAUUAUGCGAUUUACAAACUAA